Molecule: messenger RNA, 1518 nt
Organism: Rhincodon typus (whale shark)
Lineage: Eukaryota; Metazoa; Chordata; Chondrichthyes; Orectolobiformes; Rhincodontidae
Product: neurexin-3-beta-like
Exons: 1
Source: RefSeq, a predicted model, not a curated record
CUAGGAGAUGAAUUAGUUUUCCCUGUAGUGACAGAAGAAGCCUUAGCAAACCCUCCUCUCGCCACUCGUGCACCUUUCAUCUCCCUCCUCCCUACCUUCCGUCCCCUUCUCACCAUUAUUGAGGGCACCAAAGAUUCUCUGUCCAUGAUCCCUGAGGUGGGGUUACCUUGCCUGUCGGAGCAGGACCACGAUGAUUGUGAUGCUGGCUUGAUGAUAUCUGGUUAUGGCUCAGGGGAGGCACAUGACUCUAAUCUACCCCCUACUGAUGAUGAAGAUUUUCACACCACCUUGUCCUUGGUAACAGAUAAGACCUUGUCCACAUCGGCCUUUGAAGGUGGCUACAAAGCGCACGCACCCAAGUGGGAUUACAAGGACUUUAGACCUAACAAAGCGUCUGAAUCCGGUAGGAUUGCUACCACUGCCUCUGUCCCUGAGCUGCUCAGUUCCGUGCCGCCCGGGAAAUUGCCCAAGCUGCCCGCGGGCAAGUUGAACACGCGUGAGCAGAAACCCUACCCGGGCUCGGUGUUGGUCCCCUUACCCACCGCGUACGAGGUAGACAGUACCAAGCUGAAGAGUCCCCCCCUAGUCACCUCACCCAUGUUCCGUAAUGUACCCACAGCCAACCCCACGGAUCCGGGAGUGCGCCGGGGUCCUGGGGCCUCGGAGGUGGUGCGGGAAUCGAGCAGCACGACCGGGAUGGUCGUGGGGAUAGUGGCGGCGGCAGCUCUCUGCAUCCUGAUCCUCCUCUAUGCCAUGUACAAGUACCGCAACAGGGACGAAGGCUCCUACCGGGUGGACGAGACUCGCAAUUAUAUCAGUAACUCCGCGCAGACCAACGGUACUGUUGUCAAGGAGAAACAACUGAGUGCGAAAGGCAGCAGUAAGAAGCACAAAAACAAGGACAAAGAAUACUAUGUGUAGAGCGGACAAAAGAAAACAUUUAACACAAGAGGGGGAAGGGAGAAUUGAACAACAACAUGAAACUAAAAGGAGACACAAUCAGAAAUAUAUAUUAUACAGAAAUAUAUAUAUAUAUGUGAAUUCUGACAGCGAACAUCUGCCACUCGACUUAGAUUUUACACACACAAUAAAUGAAAAGAGAAACUCUUUUGGGGAAAUGAAAAUACAAACUCCAUAUACAGCUUGGAAAUGCACUGUGGCAAAAAAAAAUAAGACAAUGAACUUGCAGAGUGAUGAUGUACCUGCUUUAAGACAAUAAACACACACACACACACACACACACACAGAGCUGUCACAGAGACCAGAGUGUUGUAUUCUGGUGAAUGAAUCUCCAAUCGGAGACUAGAUCCACGGCCUCCUCGGUUUUUAAUCCUGGAUGCGACUGUUAAGACUUUGUGACAUUUCGCAUUUUCUCGAGAUUCUUCUUUUGAUUUGGUUGUAAAAGCUGUGUACUGAAUUUUGUCUUUUUAUUUGAAAAAAAAAUAACAUUUUCUUGCUCUUUGCCGUGUGGAGCAUGUAAUUGCGACCUAUGUGUAGAUAGUGACCAGCUAAUAAUGU